Amoebophrya sp. A120 is the source of this 2182-nucleotide messenger RNA. The record is from the annotation of a GenBank genome assembly. NCBI's taxonomy places the organism in Eukaryota, Dinophyceae, Syndiniales, Amoebophryaceae.
AUGGCCGACAAGAGCAGAGAUUCGUGUGAUGAAGUCACCAGCGCGAAGAUGAAAGGCUCGUCUUCUGAACGAGCUGGCGCGAGUUCAACUUUUGCGACUGAUGGUACAGCCGGUAAUAUCAAAAAGUCGGCACUUGUGGAACAGGAGACAUAUCAAAAGAAAAGUGUUAUGGAGCCGCCCUUCACGACGGCACACAUGAAUAGGACAACAACCCCGACGGCAGGUGGAGCAUCAUCAUCUGAUGAUGUCGUCGACGAGGCUUUCUUUGCGGACCAUUCGGCAGCAACGACCGCUAGUACAACUAAAAACAAACGCUCGACUGCAGCUCAUCCAGGCGUGAAAAAAGAAUUUUCAAAGCAGGCGUCGCUGCAGGUCGGAACAGCAGGUGUCUCAAUCAUGCAGCAAGGACCUAGUAGAGAGAAAUCGGAAAAGAGAGCAGAUCUUCACAUCGACAGCCUCUUUGCCGCGGACCAGACCACCAGAUCUAACUCUACUAGUACCUCAGAGCGGGUCGUUCUUGUCGAUGAAGAAGGUAAGAAUAAGAUUAAAAGCAGACUGCAAGAAGAGAAGCCUGGUGCUAAUAUGGACUACCCGCAGUCCACCGGUCUGACGCCGACCCCGUCAGGGAGUAUGCGUUCUCGAAUUUCUGAAAACAAGUCCUUGGGCGGGAAAUCAGACACGAAGUUCUCUGAAAGAGCAGGACCAGAGUGUAGUUCUGGUUCUGUGGGCUCGCAACAUCCCAGUGCAGCGACCACACGUGGCGCGGCUGCAGCUGAGUCGCUAACUACAAAGGAUUCCUUGUCGGGAGGUCACAACGAACCGACAAACAAAAAGUCUUCCAUAGGCUCCUCGAGUGGGGUAGCUAUAGCUUCUUCUGCAACUACAUCAAGCAGGGGAGCAGGAUCCUCCCGCAACGCAGCGGCUUCCAGUAGGGGCAACAAACGGCGCGGAGAUCAUCAGCAGGGCUGCACAGGAGCCGGACGCGGUCCGACCCAAAAUACUACAGGCGACUUUAAAAAUGUGUCGGUUGACGAGCUGCAGAACCAAGACCGCAUGUCUGCCAUGUCGCAACAACUCGGAGCCGAGCUGGAAUACUUGCGGCAGCUGCACUGUGGUACUUCUAGAAAUAAGACGGAGCAGAUGAAUGGAGACGUGGAGAUGGCGGAUGAACAAAAAAGCAUGACUGGAAAUAAGUAUAAGAAUGCCGUGGCGCUGGAUGAAUUUUACAACGAGGUGCAGAAGACCAAGCGGGAGAACGCAGACCUGAGGGAGCAACUUUCGAUUGCGAAAGCGCUCUUGGCCUUGCAGAAUGUGCAGCUUCCUAGCAACGUACUACUGGCCGCGCGACCAGCACCACAGCCGCGGAAAGACACGACCCCUGCUGCCAAUGGGAAGGCGGCCGCUCCGAAAACGGAAGCUCUCUUCGAAAUGAUGCAAAAGGUACCUAAGCUACAAGCUGUGACUGUGAGACAUUAGUUCGCUGAAUAUAGAUGCCUCCUUCUAAUGCGCUAAAAGUAGUUCACUCACACUCUUCGACGCGCGCGUCGAGGUCGAGCAGUUUUGUUGCCACAAUAGCUUUUCCUGGUGCGAGAUCUCGAUUUGGAUUCCGCACGAACGAGGAACGCAUUACUUCAGUUUUUCUGUUGGUAUGCUGGAACUGGAACGCCCAUGAAUACUUACUACACAAGGUAAAGUUAUUAAAGCAGCAGUACCUGCUACUGCGGUCAGACGUUCUGUACCUGAAUCACGAGAUGAACGUCAGUCAAGAGUGGGUUCUGCAGAGCUUCGCCAACGAAAUCCAGGCUGGGCGUUCGGCUAUGCGGUGAUAGAAAAUGGUGAUGGUCAAAGCCAAAGGUGUGUUGUCCGGGUUCACGCGGAGCAAUUCACUUCAACGUGAAGAUGGAGGCCGACGAGGGGAGAGCUCCGAUCUUCAGUCGCAUGUCAUGCGGACUCGGAGGCUCUCUGUUCCUUUCUUUUCUCCUUUUGGAUGUUGCUUAACCAAUAUGUUGGCUAUGUUUAGUCGCCUUCUCGGAUGAAUGAAGAAAUGCGAUGGGAUUGGAAUAAGAACAUAAAGUAAGCUAUCAUGAUGUGGUCUAUCAAUCUUGGAAGCGAGGUUUUUCUACGAGUCCGGUUGGAGUUCUUUGAAGUCGGGCCUUGUCGAGUCGGAGUCAUGCUUGAAGAC